AUGAGCCGGAGAACUUUCGAAAGCCCAAUGGACUGGGAAUACCAGAAUAGUAGCGGGCCUCUGGAUAUGUCCAGUCCCUUUUCCCAAGUACCUCGCCAACCGUUCGGCACCUCGUCCUUUGGUGCAGCCUCGCCCUCACGGGCAACCAAGUUGACCAACCCCUUCGCAUCGAAGACCCCGAGCGGACUCUCACAGCCUGGUCCUCCUUCACCGUCAAAACAAUUGUUUCCGAGGCCGCCCAGCUCAUCCUUUUUCAAGCCGCUCGCUGCAAGGCAAUAUCCAGCGGCGUCAGCGUUCCGCAAUCCCUCCUUUACAACUCCCCAAAAACGGCCUGAUGAUGCCAUGUCUGAGUACUCGGGCGCCGAAGAGAGCCCAGCAAUGGCCAGCGACGUGUCUGAAUUGCCGGGCGACACACCGGACGACCACGAGAGAUAUAGCCAGACGCCUGCAUCAGCAGUGGGUCGCAGACUCUUCUCGGAAAGAAGCCAGUCUGUGUCAACAACUACAGGUCAUACCCCUGGCCGCGGCGAGGUACCACGAGGCGCUUUGGAAGCCUUCUUCAACCGGAGGGACAAGGUGCGGAAGCGGAAGCGACAGAUGGGAGACAGGGAUGUUGGCAGUGUUCGAAACCGCUUCAACGCAGCCUAUACAUCUGAUGAAGAAAGCGACGACACAGACAUGAGCGAACGUACCGCCGGGGACAGGCGGGAAAGACGGCUCUUCAGCAAAAACAAGCACUCUACAGACUAUGCUUCCGGGGGGGCAGAUCGGGGCUUUAUUGGCAAUCUGUUUGCGGCGAUCCAUGAACACCCAAAUGUGCCAUUGAUCUUGUCGUGGUGGGUGCAGCUGGGCAUCAACGUCUUCCUGGUCUCGGUCUUCAUGUGGUUCGUAUGGGGCGGUAUCUCGAUGAUGCGCGCAGAUAUAUCCUAUGCCGCAGAUGCCGCACGAUCAAGGCUCCUAGCAGAUAUGAACGCUUGCGCACACGAGUAUACCAAGAAUCGGUGUGCGCCCAAGACGGAACGGCUGCCGGCGCUGAAUGUGGUGUGUGACGAAUGGGAGGUGUGCAUGAACCAAGACCCAUCGAGCGUCAUGAAGAUGCAGGUGUCGGCCAAGAACGUGGCCGAGAUUAUCAAUGAGUUUGUUGGUGCUAUGAGUAUCAAGGCAUGGGGCUUCAUCAUAUCAGCCAUGUUAGCCAUGGUGCUUGCCAGCAACCUGGGCUUCAGCCGCUUCCGCGAGACGGCCUUUGUGAGCCAAGCCAGCGGCAAUGCAGCAGCACACCGGCCAUAUGCAUCUCAGCCAGCCGGUGCCCCAAUGAUGCCAGCAUCCCAAGACCCAAACCAGGCUUAUAUCUGGGCGCCCAUUGGCCAAACACCCCGGCAUAUUCGCCGAGAAUUCAUGCCCGGCACUCCCACAGAUACGGAAAUGUCGCCAGAUGCACCACGGGCGGCUAUCAUGGCAGCACCCCAGACACCAUCGUUCCGACGGAGUCCUAGCAAGGGUGAGCGGAGCCGGAGCCCAACAAAGGUCAGGUACCGCAGCCCAAGCAAGGGCCAUUGA
This is a messenger RNA of Grosmannia clavigera kw1407, 1557 nucleotides long. Its product is annotated as nuclear envelope protein. Gene Ontology annotation, biological process: nuclear envelope organization; lipid homeostasis. Gene Ontology annotation, cellular component: nuclear envelope; nuclear membrane. Bases 1 to 1557 code for a protein of 518 amino acids. NCBI's taxonomy places the organism in Eukaryota, Fungi, Ascomycota, Sordariomycetes, Ophiostomatales, Ophiostomataceae. The record is from RefSeq and is a predicted model, not a curated record. The transcript is spliced from 3 exons.